AGAACCGCCAAAGAUAUAUACCCUCGAUCCUAUUCUCUUGGAUGCCAAAAUAAUUCCUCCCAAUUUUAUCAUCUUCACGUUCUUCAAUAUCAAUAGCCACACGAUUUCAUUUUGUUUUCUCCCAGAUUUUAUCACUUUCAGAUACCAUAAAUGCAUUAAUUCCUCAAUUUUAUUCGCCUUCUGCUUCAUUUCAGGUUAAUCUCUUUGAAAAAUGGAUCGUCUUAGUUCCCCAGCACGUCUAAUGAUAGUUUCAGAUCUUGAUCAUACUAUGGUUGAUCAUCAUGAUGCUGAGAAUCUCUCUCUUUUGAGAUUCAAUGCUUUGUGGGAAUCGAAUAAUCGCCACGAUUCGUUGCUGGUGUUUUCAACUGGGAGAUCUCUAACCCUUUACAAGGAGUUGAGGAAAGAGAAACCCAUGUUGACUCCAGAUAUCACAAUUAUGUCAGUUGGCACUGAGAUAACAUAUGGUAAAUCCAUGGUUCCGGAUGAAGGUUGGGCCAAAAUUUUGAGUCAGAAAUGGGAUAGGGAUAUAGUUAAAGAAGAGGCAAGCAAGUUUUCUGAGCUCAAACCUCAGGCUGAGACAGAGCAACGACCACAUAAAGUUAGCUUUUACGUUGAGAAGGAGAAAGCGCAAGAAGUGAUGAAGGUUCUUGCCGAGAGAUUGGAAAAACGUGGGUUGGAUGCCAAGAUAAUUUACAGUGGAGGAAUUGACCUGGAUAUAUUGCCACAAGGUGCUGGAAAAGGACAAGCCCUUGCUUAUUUGCUUAAGAAGUUUAAGUCUGAGGGAAAACUACCCACCAAUACCCUUGUGUGUGGUGAUUCUGGAAAUGAUGCUGAGCUCUUCAGCAUCCCUGAAGUUUACGGUGUCAUGGUUAGCAAUGCUCAAGAGGAAUUGCUGCAAUGGCAUGCACAAAACGCAAAAGGAAACCACAAAAUUAUCCAUGCAACUGAAAGAUGUGCUGCUGGUAUAAUACAGGCUAUUAGUCACUUCAACCUUGGUCCCAGCAUUUCUCCCAGGGAUGCUAUGGAUUUUACUGAAUUGCAGCUGGAGCAUGUGAACCCAGGCCAUGAAAUCGUUAAAUUUUACUUGUUUUAUGAGAGAUGGAGACGUGGUGAAGUUGAGAACUCUGAGUCAUACUAUGCAAGCCUCAAAUCAGUUUGUCAUCCUUCAGGGGGUUUUAUCCAUCCAUCUGGCGAGGAGCUCUCUCUUUAUGACAGCAUAGACAAACUCAAAAAAUGCUAUGGAGAUCGUCAGGGAACAAAAUACCGGGUUUGGAUUGAUCGCCUUUUGCCAACAAGGAUAAGCAAUGAUGCAUGGCUUGUGAGGUUUGAUAAAUGGGAAACAUCUGGUGAAGAGCGCCAGUGUGGUGUAGUUUCAACUCUAUUGAGAUCUAAGGUUGCCGACUCCUUGAGUGACCUCUUAUGGGAGCAUGUGCAUCAAACAUGGUUGGAUGGUUAUGCUGCCAAGGAUAACAACUCAUGGAUGUUGUAGGUUUGCCCACCUUGUGCUGGAUGAGGCUAAAAUCUGAGGGGUGUAAUUCUUUUGUAAAACCUUGACAUUGUUUUAGCUAUACGAUGAAUCAUGAACGUGCCGUGAUCAUUGUCCUUAGUAAUAAAUAUGUUUCGCGACAUGUUAAAUUCUUUACAAUGCUCCAACAGAUUAUACAAGAUACAUGUUAAUAAUUACUAACCUUGUGUAACGUGAAUUGAGCGAUUACCAGCUUACUACAAUCUCAUGUUUUUUUUGUUAAA
Spinacia oleracea (spinach) is the source of this 1749-nucleotide messenger RNA. RefSeq names its product sucrose-phosphatase 2. The record is from RefSeq and is a predicted model, not a curated record. Gene Ontology annotation, molecular function: sucrose-phosphate phosphatase activity; magnesium ion binding. Gene Ontology annotation, biological process: sucrose biosynthetic process. The coding region runs from base 212 to 1489 and encodes 425 amino acids. The transcript has 9 exons. NCBI's taxonomy places the organism in Eukaryota, Viridiplantae, Streptophyta, Magnoliopsida, Caryophyllales, Amaranthaceae.